UUUAUUUGAAACAAAAUGAAAUUACAAAAAAUGUUAUGAUAUUCGAAGGUGGUAGAGGAAAAUGUCGCUUAUAAAUCUUUUGAAGGCUCCCAGUAAAUUGCUUAAAAAGCAUGUUAUUACAUUUCUGUUAAUUCGUCGCCAUGAUUUGGGAUUAACAGAGCAGAGCCUUCGUUACGUGGCCGUAAGACCAUCAGCAUCUGUGUCACGAUUGCGACGUAAGAUAUGGUACUUACUGGAUCUACCGGACUACUGCGAUGAGGUCAUAGUGCUAAAGUCUAGCGAUGAGCGAGAGAUACCACUCACGUCACUAUGCCGUGGAAACGACCCUCAACAUCCGUACAUAUUAGAAGUCUGGUUACCUGAGAAACCAAUGCUCUUUUUAGGUAUAUCUGCGGGUAACAAAAAUAUGUUAACAAUGGGUAACAAAAAAUCAAUUACGGAUACUAAUGGGGAAUCACAAGACAAUAUACGUGAGGAGACAUUGCAAGAAGAGGUUGGCAAAACUGUUGAAACUAAUCAGAAGACUGUAGAUUCUACAGGAGUAUUGGAAAGUCAUCGUUUGACUAAUAUACUGCAUGCGGAUCAAAAGAGAUCGGAUCUUUCGUUUAAAUUCUCUAAUUCUUCGUUAUUCUUUAAAAUUCCUCGACGGAAUAGCGCAGACAGCUUCACUGGUAUUUUAUUGAAGAUACAAAACGAUUUGUCAACACUCAGCUCUAAACUUACUCAUCUCGAAAACAAAAUUCAUGUAUGACUUACCAUAAACCAUUUUAAGUUUUUCCUGGACAUUUUGA
Molecule: messenger RNA, 791 nt
Organism: Papilio machaon (common yellow swallowtail)
Lineage: Eukaryota; Metazoa; Arthropoda; Insecta; Lepidoptera; Papilionidae
Exons: 4
Coding region: 62-751 (229 amino acids)
Source: RefSeq, a predicted model, not a curated record